AUGGGGCCGACAAUACAGUACCACUGCUGCUCCUACCUCGAGCCCGUGGUCACGAAAGUGCUACAAGUAGAGCCAUCUGAGGAUCUAAAGAACACGCACACAUAUAACGAGAAAAAGGUGUCCAAGAGCCCGAAGAGGUACACCUAAAAAUCCCUGCAGUACCGUACGCGUGCCCAAAAACUGAACUGCACGUCCGUCCCACCGUUCGACUACAGUAGCAUCACCCCCUCCCUGUCACACUCUAUACCAAAACGGAAGAUUGCCGACUACAGCAUACUGCUGUCUGAAGUGCUGUCUG
Molecule: messenger RNA, 298 nt
Organism: Ectocarpus sp. CCAP 1310/34
Lineage: Eukaryota; Phaeophyceae; Ectocarpales; Ectocarpaceae
Source: the annotation of a GenBank genome assembly